Molecule: messenger RNA, 1420 nt
Organism: Mytilus trossulus (common blue mussel)
Lineage: Eukaryota; Metazoa; Mollusca; Bivalvia; Mytilida; Mytilidae
Product: delta-like protein 4
Exons: 19
Coding region: 108-1379 (423 amino acids)
Molecular function (GO): calcium ion binding; Notch binding
Source: RefSeq, a predicted model, not a curated record
AUAACAGUGGUGUGUUAAAGUUCGACUUAGUACAUCUUGAUAAACUUUAACCUGUUUUGUUCUUGUUGUCAUUUCACACUUGUGGAACCAAAGGAACUUGGAUCAGUAUGACAAAGUGUAGUAUCGCCCUCUUCGUCAUCUUUUGUUCAGUCUUGAACACAGAGUGCGUUAGGACUGCAAGACACGGGGAAGAAUGUACACAUGGAACAAAAAACGUUCAUGGCGAAUGUAUCUGUGAUCCAGAUUGGACUGCACCGCAUUGUGAGAAUCCGAAAUGCUAUCAUGGAGGCGAGUUAGAACACCGUCAUCAUGUUUGUAAAUGUAGAAAUGGUUAUAUAGGAACACAUUGUCAAAUAUCUGAAUCACAAGUAGAAACAAAUCCAUGUCACUCAUAUACUUGUUAUAACGGUGGCCAUUGUUACCACGAUGGCAGUCAGUUAAUUUGUGCUUGUCCUAUUGGAUACACCGGAGUGAGAUGCGAACAGCGUCAAGUCGCAACAACAGCUGCAACAGUUGUGAUAACAGGGUGUGGAAGAUCGCCAUGCCAAAAUGGAGGACAUUGUUACUAUGACCACAGUGGUUAUUUUUGUAAAUGUCCAUCACAGUAUACUGGAUCUGGAUGUGAAGUUUUUAUCGUACCGACCACAACUUCUGCCACCACUACAGUUGUGACUACCAGUCCACACGUUGACAUCUGUGCAUUUGGGCCAUGUGUUCGUGGAGUGUGUUUACCAAAUAAAGAUGAUUACUUUUGCUACUGUCCCAGUGGAUAUGCAGGCAAACAUUGUGAACAAGAAUUAGAAGGUUGCCAUAGCAGUCCGUGUCUGAAUAAUGGCCAUUGUUAUGAUGAUGGUAACAUUUACGUAUGCAUAUGCCAAGAUGGAUUUGAAGGAAACAAUUGUGAAAAUGUGACUAUUACAGGUCCUACAUUUGAUCCAUUACAAUCGUUGACACUUAAGCCAGGACAAACUUUUGGCCCUGACAUACCAGCAACUACAGCUCGCUCUUAUGUUGUCUGCAAUGAACUUGAACUGAUUCUCCUACUUUCAUCUGGUAAUCGAGUGAAUCACACUAAUGCUAGAACAUGUCCAAAUGGAAAAUCAGAAUCAGAAGCUAUCUUAUUUAAGCAUUGCUCGGCAAAACCAUUAAACCAAUGGAAAGCUGGUGCUCAGGUUUCUCAGAACUGUAAUACCUUGCCAAAAUAUUCAGCCGUUGCACAGUUUCAUCAUGGAGUAGCUACACUGAACACUGGAGUGUUCAUAAAAUGUGACGGAAGCGAGCGCUUUGAGAUGUUUACACAGACCUGUGAUCAAGAUUUUCACAUUUCUGGAGUGACCUGGCCGGAUUCAGACUCGUUUUACACAGUGGAAUGGAUAUGAUUGCUGUUUUUUACAAUCGGAAUAUUAAAAUUAUAAUUAUU